Amphimedon queenslandica is the source of this 1326-nucleotide messenger RNA. RefSeq lists its product as uncharacterized. The record is from RefSeq and is a predicted model, not a curated record. The transcript is spliced from 2 exons. NCBI's taxonomy places the organism in Eukaryota, Metazoa, Porifera, Demospongiae, Haplosclerida, Niphatidae. The annotation marks the transcript as partial.
UCGAAUUUCUCCAGAAAGUAAACCAUACUUACUGCGUAGUAUGUAUAACGCAUUAACUAAAGACUCUUCAGCAUCUAGAACUACUGCAGAGAGAGAGAUUGAUGAACGUGUUCAAGAGGCAUUGUUAGCAGAAGACAUGGAUAUAAUUAUUGAUUUACGACAUUUGAAUUCGUCAAGUGAAGACAACUUCGGCUUAUUUUGGGCUAAGUGCAAUGAAUAUCUCACUACUUGCACUACUGUACAUGAGCGGCGUCAUGAUACUGUAUCUUUUAUGGCGAAAGCAAUUUCAGUGCGAGACUUGAUUGAGCAAGUCACUAAAAUGUGUCCUGAAGGAACGCCAGUUCCAUCUGAGUCUUGGGUGCGUUUUAAUUUUUUCCCAAGGAACCCUCAUACUGUUACUGCCAAGCGGUACAGAAAUCAACUACAAGCUAAACAUGUGAUCCAGAAAAGACAAUUCAGGAAGACUCAUAUUGAUGCACACUAUUGUGCAGCUCUAUUCAGAUAUAUGAGGGAAUAUGCUGUCAAGCUCAGAAGUGUUGCUUUGUUUGUUUGUUUAGAUGAUAAGCAUCGUAUAAAAGUUGGAGAACCUGGUUUUCCUUUAGCAGCAGUUGAGCGAGGACGUGAAGUUAUUGUCUCUCUAAAUGAAACUUUUUGUGUAGGAGACCAUGAUUUUAGUAAAUUCAGUCUUAUACCAAGUGUAACUUUACUGGUAGAUAUUCCAGUAACAAUGGCAGGUUCGUGGUAUAGAGGACAAGUUCAUGUUGGUAUUAAAGAUGCUAUUUUUGAGCCUUCAUCACCACUGAGGCAUGCUACUGAGCUGUAUCACUAUUUGUUGCCAAAUAUGGUUGGACGGCAUGCUCUUUUCAUUUAUUCUGAUGGUGGGCCAGACCAUAGGCUUACUUAUGUCAGUGUACAGCUAUCAUUAAUAGCACUUUAUCUUAAUCUGGAUUUAGAUUUACUUGUUGCUGCUAGGACUGCACCAUCUCAUUCAUGGGCCAAUCCAGUUGAGAGGGUCAUGUCAACAAUAAACCUUGGUUUGCAAUGUGUUGGUGUGAUGAGGAAAAAAAUGGAAGAAGAUGAUGAGAAAGUUUUUGAGAGGAGCAAAAAUCUGAAAGAGCUCAGGGCCAAUUGUAUUGAUCAUAAAGAUGCUGUUGCACAAACACUUCAACCUGUCAAAGACCUCAUAGCAUCUAUUUUACAGAGGUUAGAAUUAAAGGAAAAGAAGUUUACGAUGUUUCAAAGUGCAUCAGAGUGGCAGAUUGAACAAUUUUGGGAAAUACUAUUACAGGUUGAUUCAUUAUUAACUAAAGAUUGUACAUCAAAGGA